Molecule: messenger RNA, 1935 nt
Organism: Glarea lozoyensis ATCC 20868
Lineage: Eukaryota; Fungi; Ascomycota; Leotiomycetes; Helotiales; Helotiaceae
Product: CRAL/TRIO
Exons: 3
Coding region: 1-1935 (644 amino acids)
Source: RefSeq, a predicted model, not a curated record
AUGCCCAGGGCUAGGGCAGCAAACAUAUUGCGAUUCGGACUCCAUAAUCGACUUACACAGCCUCCAAGGAUAUCGCCAUUGUGCCGCAAAACAAACGCAGUGCCGCAAGCUACAUUUGAUCCUGCAAAUAGCCCAACAGGUCGAAUAUCAUACCAACGAUAUUCCAGCCAUAAACCAGAAGGGCCCGAGAAAUCGCAGUACAUAUCUCAGCGUCAUUCCAAUCAUCAACAGUCUUCGAGAGUGUCAUUUGCCCGACUAGAGCAUUCCCAAGCGCCGCGACAGUUGGUUCACACUUUCGAGCGAGCAGAGACCGGAGCACACAAUCCCACUGAGAAGAACUUUUCACAAGAUCUACUUCCUCUACAAAGCGGAUACGGCACUUGGGGCUCUUUGCUGAUUGUAUCCCUUGUCGCCGGACUCGCUGCCUACGCUUUUACUGGCUUCCAGACUGGGACGGAACAUACACGCACAGAAGACCCAGCUCAGCAAUCCCCACAGUACAAAGAGGCGGUAUAUUUUGGGGACUUCGAUAUGUCACAAGAGAAUCAGGUUGGCAGAGUGGGGCAUCUGACCGCAGAAGAAGAGGAAAAGUUGAAGGAAUUAUGGGUUGUCACUCUCGAAGUUUUUGGUGUGCUGGAUAAGGCCCCUCCAGAGGUUGCUGGAAAUGAAAAUGUUGACUCGGAUCCGGCGGAUUCGAAAAAGCCCAAGAAGAAAAGACUGGGAAUGUUUCGACGAGGUAACAAAGAUACCGAUUCAACAGCAUCAGGGGACUCGGGGUCAAAGGCAGCCGCGCCUGGCGCAGAUGCAAAUGACAAAUAUGGCCAGACAAAAGAAUUUCAUGAAGCAAUAGCAAGCAUUCCUCCGGAGACAUUAAGGCAAACGUUUUGGAGUAUGGUCAAGCACGAUCACCCAGAUGCGUUAUUGUUAAGGUUCCUUCGUGCAAGGAAAUGGGAUGUCAAUAAAGCAUUGAUCAUGAUGAUCUCGACCAUGCGAUGGAGGGCUGCAGAUGUUCAUGUUGACGACGAUAUCAUGAAGAAUGGCGAGCUCACAGCAUUAGCCGACAUCAGCGGAAGUGAUGCUGCGAAAAAGAAAAUGGCCGAAGAUUUCUUGGCUCAAAUGCGAAUGGGAAAGAGUUUCUUUCAUGGUACGGACAAGGAAGGGAGACCCAUGUGUUUUGUGAGGGCUCGUCUUCACAAGCAAGGCGAGCAGAGUGAAGAGAGUCUCGAAAGAUAUACUGUCUUUACUAUCGAGACAGGGCGCAUGAUUCUUACGCCCCCUACUGAUACCGCCUGUGUGGUAUUUGAUCUGACGGGGUUUUCAAUGGCGAAUAUGGAUUAUGCUCCUGUUAAGUUCAUGAUAAAGUGCUUCGAAGCCAAUUAUCCAGAGAGUUUGGGUGUUGUACUUGUGCACAAAGCGCCAUGGAUAUUCCAAGGUAUCUGGAAGAUCAUCAGGGGCUGGUUGGACCCUGUUGUUGCAAGCAAGGUUCAUUUCACAAACAACGAGCAAGAGAUGGAAGAAUUUGUCCCAAAAUCAAAUAUUCUAAAGGAGCUCGGCGGUCAAGAAGAUUGGUCUUACCAAUAUAUUGAGCCAACUCCGGGAGAGAAUGAUCGUAUGAAGGAUACAGCGACGAGAGACAAAUUAAUCGCAGAAAGAGAGGAAGUCGUCAAACAAUACGAAUCAGCAACCAAGAAUUGGAUUGAUAGUAAAGACGCAGUUGCUGCUAAAGAGGCAAGGCUCAAGCUCGCAAAUACCCUUCGAGAUGGGUAUUGGGUUCUAGACCCCUACGUGCGAGCCAGAUCGUACUAUGAUCGUGUUGCUUUGAUCGGUCCCGGAGGAAAGCCACAGUUUUACCCAUCCAGAGUGGCAGCUUCAGCUCAAGCUCCAUUGACCAAUGGAGCUCCCAAAUUAGAGACGUCAGCGGCGGAUUUGGAUUAG